Messenger RNA from Debaryomyces fabryi, 1650 nucleotides. RefSeq names its product Alp1p (gene ALP1). Gene Ontology annotation, biological process: amino acid transmembrane transport. The transcript has a single exon. Gene Ontology annotation, molecular function: amino acid transmembrane transporter activity. NCBI's taxonomy places the organism in Eukaryota, Fungi, Ascomycota, Pichiomycetes, Serinales, Debaryomycetaceae. The record is from RefSeq and is a predicted model, not a curated record. Bases 1 to 1650 code for a protein of 549 amino acids. Gene Ontology annotation, cellular component: membrane.
AUGCCUGAGAUGGAAAAUAUAAAAAGCCAUGAUGGCGUGAGCAGCAAUUCAGCAAUCCAAUAUAAGUUGGCAAGUGAUGAUUUGGAGAGAUUAACGACACCAACGACGGUAGGAGACAACCAUAACCAGGUGACAGAUGAUUUGAACAGAAGUUUAUCCACAAGACAGAUUAAUAUGAUAGCUAUUGCAGGAGUGAUUGGGACAGGUCUUUAUUUGGGUACAGGAAAGGCGUUGGCGAAUGGUGGGCCAUUAUCGUUGUUGAUUUGUUAUUCGCUUAUUGGAGGAGUGGUGUACUUAACAAUGUUGUCUUUGGGAGAAAUGGCGACUUACAUGCCAAUUUCUGGUUCAUUUGCAACCUACGCUAAGAGAUUCGGAAGUGAAAGUUUCGGGUUCGCAGUCUUGAUAAACUACUGGUUUAACGAUGCGGUUUCUGUGGCAAGUGACUUGACGGCAUUGCAAUUAGUUAUGGAAUAUUGGACAAAUUUCCAUUUCUGGGUCAUAUCGUUGAUUUUUUGGUUUUUUGUUUUAUUUUUAAACGUAUUUCACGUUAAAUUCUAUGGUGAGAGUGAAUACUGGUUAGCAUUAUUGAAGGUGUUAUCGAUUAUUAUUUUCUUUAUAAUGAGUAUUGUGGCCAAUGCAGGACACAACACUAUGCACGAGUAUAUUGGGUUUCAAUACUGGUCUCAUGGUGAUGCUCCAUUCGUUGAUGGAUUUAGAGGAUUUGCCAAAACAUUCGUAACGGCAGCAUUUGCCUAUGGGGGCACUGAGUCGAUCACUCUUACAGCAGGGGAACAAAAGAAUCCGGUUAAAUCUAUGCCAAAAGUGGUUAAGACGGUGUUUUGGCGUAUUUUAAUUUUCUACGUGUUCUCCGUUUUCUUUAUUGGAAUGAAUGUUCCUUAUGAUUAUCCAGAUUUGUCAAAUGGUGAUAUUACAACGUCUCCUUUUACUAUAGUUUUUCAAUUGGUGGGAGCAAAGGCUGGUGGUUCAUUUAUGAACGCGGUUAUUUUGACCUCUGUUAUAUCAGCAUGUAAUCAUGCCUUAUUUGCUGGAUCUCGGUUGGCAUAUACAUUAGGUACUGAAGGAUAUCUCCCAAAAAUUUUCACUCGUGUGAACCGUUUCAAGAUACCUUAUGUCGGGGUCCUUGUUACAUGGUUUGCAGGAGGCUUGUGUUUUGGCUCCUCAUUCAUCGGAGCUGGUACUUUAUGGUCGUGGUUACAAUCCAUAGUUGGUGUUAGUAAUCAAAUUGCUUGGUGGUCAAUUGCUAUUACAAGUAUUAGAUUCCGUAAAGGUUUGGAGAGGCAAGGUAAAACUCACCAAUUAACCUAUAAGAAUUGGACUUACCCUUAUGGACCAUGGUUUGUAUUGGUCUUUGUUACAUUUAUUAUUUUGGUUCAGGGCUGGUCAACAUUUUCUCCUUGGAACGUGUCCGAUUUUUUUUCUACUUAUCUUGAAGUAGGAGUUUUCCCAUUGACAUUUGUGUUAUGGUGGUUGUACAGAAAGGGUAAGGAUAAGUUUGUUAAAUACGAAGAAAUGGAUUUUGAGACUGAUAGAUACUUGGAAACUGAAGAAGAAUUAGCACAAAAUUUAUAUUCAGAAGGAUUAAAAGGAUGGGAAAAAUUUAGGUAUAAUUUCGCUGAUAAUUUCUUGUAA